CAGGAUGGCUCAUGGCCAAAACACACGGCGGAAGGUUGACGUCGAACCACAAGCAAGCCGCAACCACACACAAACACGGCCAGACUCAACGCGGCCUGGAUGUUUCCAAAUUCAGCAGCCGCCCACGACGGCCAUCAAUCCAUGGAGCCUCCACUCGCGCAGACGACCAGCCGCGCCGUGUUUCACCGUGAAGCCCGCCCAGCAGCCGUCGCGCGCCCUCAUCCGCCCGCCGCCUGGAACUUGACACAGACGGGCCCCUGCAAGUGCCUCUUCUCUCCACGCCGCCCGCCCAGGCGCGUGGAAACCGCAGGCGGCCAAUGGGGCGGCCGGCCGUACGGUACUGGGAGGGUCUAUUUCCCGUUUGCCGCACGGCGGAUCCCGGCGGCGCCGUGUCAUUGGCGCGGCGCUACACGGCAGGGAUGCCGCCAUGUACAACUGCGAUGCCGGGGGUGGGUUUUGGAUAGCCGCGCAGAUGGAGACGGAUGGGCGUCCUGGCGAUCAUCGCCCUGGACGGGCCCGUCGAUUGGACCAGAGGGCUUCAUGAUGGCGGACGGCGGACGGGGGGGUUGGUGGUUCGGGUCAAGAUUGCGGCCGGGCUGGUUUGGUUUGAGGCCCGGCCGCAGAUGGGGCGAGAUUGAAGGUGAGCGAGCCUGUCGUUGUUUGCUUUGCGCGAGCCCCGGCCAUGUUAUGGAGUGUUCUUUGUUUAGAUUCCGGUGGCUUGCUUGUUGGUCGUGCAACUGCCGCUGCUUGGACCUGGCCGUGAGGAUGAACGCAGCCUCUCUGUCUACAUCCCAGUCAUGUGCGCUCUGGCCUCUGCGCGCUGCCUACAUCUGGGAUCGGGGAGCAGGGUUCUUGGCACCCACGCAUGGGCCGUGGCUUGUUUGGCCGUGGCCUGCAUUUCGUUGAGGGUGCCGUUCGUGAACUUGGAUGGCCCGCUAUGUUUAGAGGACCAAAGGCCUUAACAUGGUUGUAUCCCUG
Molecule: messenger RNA, 978 nt
Organism: Ilyonectria robusta
Lineage: Eukaryota; Fungi; Ascomycota; Sordariomycetes; Hypocreales; Nectriaceae
Exons: 1
Coding region: 100-906 (268 amino acids)
Source: RefSeq, a predicted model, not a curated record